AUGGCGAUAAUACCGUCUCUCGUCAAUUUCCUAUUAUCUGUCGGGCCUGCAAUCACGGGCGGGGGAUCCCAUAAUCAUGUAGGAUUAGGGCCAACGUAUUAUCCGCCGCUGGAUUAUAAGCCUAAACCGACGGGUAUUCCAUUCACGUUGAAAAACGAUACUGCGGUGGCCGAACCGCAGAACAGCCAUAUCCCCGUCACUACCACGAGUGUGAACAGUAUCCUGGACAGUACCCUGGCCCCCGAACAGUCGACGAGCACCAGCUCCUAUAUUCUUCCCAGCGUUGGUGAUAGCAGUUUCGCCACCAACACCCCCACGAGUACUAGCAGCGUUACGGUGCCCAUGCCGCAGACGACGGAUAGCAGUAUUGCAUCCGCUGUUUAUUCAAGCACAAGCAGCUCUGCAGUAGCAGUGUCAACACAGCAAUUAAGCAGCACCAGCACCAGCACCAACACCAGCGGUAGCGAAACCCCCGAGCAGCCUACUAGCAGCAGCACAGCCCCCGUUUAUCAGACCCCCAGUGCCACUGCAGCAUCAGAGCAACCGGAAGCUACCAGCACCCCCUCCGCUUAUACGACUCCGACUCCCACCGCGGUACCCGAGCAACAGACAGCCAACAGCACCUCCGAAGAUAUUCAUGCAACCUUGGAUAGCAACGAAUCGACCGGACAACAAGUCAACAACAAUACCCAGACCGGCCAAAAUUGGGGAUCGUGCGGCGCGGGUGGUGCAGCUGGCUACUGGUACGCGAACAUCGAGCACAAUGGCCAAUCUUCCUUUUUGGAAUCGGGAUCGAAAGAAAACUAUACCGUGUUUCGCAACGUGGUUACGGAUUUCAACGCCGACAAUACGGGACAGAAAGACGCCUCUGGGGCGAUUCAAAAUGCAAUCCAGGGUAUGGUUGACCUUCCAUUGGUACAGGGCGUAUUCUAA
Messenger RNA from Aspergillus melleus, 933 nucleotides. RefSeq lists its product as uncharacterized. Lineage: Eukaryota; Fungi; Ascomycota; Eurotiomycetes; Eurotiales; Aspergillaceae. The coding region runs from base 1 to 933 and encodes 310 amino acids. The transcript is spliced from 2 exons. The record is from RefSeq and is a predicted model, not a curated record.